Mus caroli (Ryukyu mouse) is the source of this 3747-nucleotide messenger RNA. RefSeq names its product 5-hydroxytryptamine receptor 7 (gene Htr7). Gene Ontology annotation, biological process: smooth muscle contraction; vasoconstriction; adenylate cyclase-activating adrenergic receptor signaling pathway. Gene Ontology annotation, cellular component: plasma membrane. Gene Ontology annotation, molecular function: G protein-coupled serotonin receptor activity. NCBI's taxonomy places the organism in Eukaryota, Metazoa, Chordata, Mammalia, Rodentia, Muridae. The record is from RefSeq and is a predicted model, not a curated record.
GCACUCCGCAACUUCGGCCACGGCGGCCGGGCGCUCUCGGCCCCGGCGCGCGUCGCUGCGGGGCUGCGGUGCGGCCAGCCCGGCCGGGCUCGGCUCGCCACCCUGCGCCUCCCCCGUGCCCGUCGGGGACCGCUGGCGCCUCCCGCGGGGAGUCCUCGCCCACGCGUCACCCGCAGCGUCUGGGGGACCCUGGGACGUGCGGGGUCGCGAGGCCGAGCCGGGCGCCCCCCAGUGGCCAGCUCCGGACCCCAUGGGUGGGCCGCGCGGAGCCGAGCGGGCAAGGUGAAUCCAGCCCCGGGGCCGGCUGCCGGAGCGCUUGGCGGGGGCGCCGGCUCCAUGGGCAGCGGCGCUCGGCACGAUGAUGGACGUUAACAGCAGCGGCCGCCCCGACCUCUACGGCCAUCUCCGCUCUCUCAUCCUGCCGGAGGUGGGGCGCAGGCUGCAGGACCUGAGCCCCGACGGUGGCGCCCACUCGGUGGUGAGCUCCUGGAUGCCGCACCUGCUGAGUGGCUUCCCAGAGGUGACAGCUAGCCCGGCGCCCACCUGGGACGCGCCCCCGGACAAUGUCUCCGGCUGCGGGGAGCAGAUCAACUAUGGCAGAGUCGAGAAAGUUGUGAUCGGCUCCAUCCUGACGCUCAUCACGCUGCUGACGAUCGCGGGCAACUGCCUGGUGGUGAUCUCGGUGUGCUUCGUCAAGAAGCUCCGCCAGCCCUCCAACUACCUGAUUGUGUCUCUGGCGCUGGCUGACCUCUCGGUGGCCGUGGCGGUCAUGCCUUUCGUUAGUGUCACCGACCUCAUCGGGGGCAAGUGGAUCUUUGGCCACUUCUUCUGCAACGUCUUCAUCGCCAUGGACGUCAUGUGCUGCACGGCCUCGAUCAUGACCCUGUGCGUGAUCAGCAUCGACAGGUACCUUGGGAUCACCAGGCCCCUCACGUACCCCGUGAGGCAGAAUGGGAAAUGUAUGGCCAAAAUGAUUCUGUCGGUCUGGCUUCUCUCUGCCUCCAUCACCUUACCUCCUCUCUUCGGAUGGGCUCAGAAUGUGAACGAUGACAAAGUGUGCUUGAUCAGCCAGGAUUUUGGCUACACGAUCUACUCCACCGCAGUGGCGUUUUAUAUCCCCAUGUCGGUCAUGCUGUUCAUGUACUAUCAGAUUUACAAGGCCGCCAGGAAGAGCGCAGCCAAACACAAGUUCCCAGGCUUCCCACGCGUGCAGCCGGAGAGCGUCAUCUCCCUGAAUGGCGUGGUGAAACUCCAGAAGGAGGUGGAAGAGUGUGCGAACCUUUCGAGACUGCUCAAACACGAAAGGAAAAACAUCUCCAUCUUCAAGAGGGAACAGAAAGCAGCCACUACCUUGGGGAUCAUCGUGGGAGCCUUCACGGUGUGCUGGCUGCCGUUUUUCCUCUUGUCCACAGCAAGGCCCUUUAUCUGUGGCACCUCCUGUAGCUGCAUUCCGCUGUGGGUGGAGAGGACAUGUCUGUGGCUGGGCUAUGCAAACUCUCUCAUUAACCCUUUUAUAUAUGCCUUCUUCAACCGGGACCUGAGGACCACCUAUCGUAGCCUACUCCAGUGCCAGUACCGGAAUAUCAACCGGAAGCUCUCUGCUGCAGGAAUGCAUGAAGCUCUGAAACUUGCUGAGAGGCCUGAGAGAAGCGAGUUUGUGCUCAUGACUGGAGCCUCAGGAGUCCAGAAGGCACUGGAGAAUUUACCUUGGGGUAACGGAGUGAAUACAGGGAUAAAAGCUGUGAAUUCUGUUGCACUGACAAAACUCUGACCACUGUGGGAAAAAAGGUCAUGAUACAUGAUCCAGAGUGGAACCCUGGAGAAGAAAUAAUGCAGAACAGGGGGAAACAACAAAACCGUUGGCUGAGACUGCACAACAGAACUUGGCUUCUGUCUUCUUGGCAUGGCUGAAAUGUGACAAGGGGUGAUCUGUUGUACAAAGUGUAUCUUGAGGGAGAUGUCAACCUCUCUCUUUUUUUUCUGUGGAUCAGUGAUAUUGUGUUUAAAUGAAAAAAAAAUGCUCAGUGUCAGACAGCCAGUCAUCUCUGCGGUAAGCACACUACAGCGCUGGGUUCUGGGAGGGGAGGGAAGCAGUUUCUGGUGCUUUCCACAAAUCCACAUCCAUGAGAGUGGGGGGAAAUCCUAACGCACAAUUCCCAUGCUUCCCGUCUAGGCUUUGUGGUAACUCUUCAGGAACCAUUCAUGAGAGAGAGUUCAUUUUGUGGUCUAUCAGAAGGGUGUCUUUCCAAGCAAAUGGCAGUAAGCAUCGUGUUGAAUGUGUUGCAUGUCCAUGUUAGAAAACAGAAACCAGUCAUCAGCUAAUACAAGCGAUUCCCCGGAGCAGUGUUCAUUCAAAGCUUCUGUUAAAUACUGUGGCUUUUCUGCAGGGUCCUUGUGACUUUCCACCAGUGUACGUCCACCGUUAAAUCCUUUAUCAUUACGGUGUAACUCAGGAACAGAUCUUAGGAUGGAGAGAGGCAGAAAACCCGAAUAAAGCUUUUUCUUGCACUCACACUCCUUGAAGGCUCCUGAGAAAGAAUGGUAACUGGAGAAGAGUGAGUGCCGUCUCACCGCAUUGUAUAUUAACAUGAUUCUUGGCAUGUUGUUUACUCUCAUCUUCUACAAGGGUGCAAGGAGCCCACAGGGCUGGUCCAUAAUGGUGUGUUAUGAGCAGGGAGUGUGGGAAUAGCAUAUCCGUGAAUGGUUGCAGUUGUUUCUGGAGACAGUGUAAGCAUGGUCAUCCAACUGGACUGUUUGAAUUGUGUGAAUUAGCGCUCACUUGAACCCCCAUUGUUAAUACUCUAGAACACCAUUCUGUUUCAUGUGGAGAAUUUGUCUCUGUGUUCUCUGUAUCUUAAAUCAAAUGUGUGCCUGAUGAAUUCUGUCCUCUAACCCCCUCCCACCAAUAAAAAUGGUCAAUGUUAAGGACAGAUAAGGAAACAGAAAGGGUUCCUUUGUGUAUAGUAUCAUUUAAAUGUUACUAUGUAGUAGUCUGGGUGAAGGAGAGGGAAAGGCACAGAUCCGAAGAGUACCCAUGCCUACAGGGGACAUGAAUGAACACCUUUAUUUGAUAAAAAGAGAACUGAAAGAGAAUAUUAUUUUCCUACAGUUAAGGAGGCUGUCCUCUCACAGGAUAAAAUAGAGUUACAAAGUGGAUUAUGGACUUCUUCCAGAUGUCACCGAUGUUUAUUAUGAGAGCAGGGAAGGACCCCUUUCCUGUGGAAGGGAGGUAGGCACUGUCCCUUCAGACAACGUGUGUACAAAUUCUUGAGCUGCAGAUUCGCUAGAGUGAACGUCUAUACUUAUAUUCAUAAUUUAAAUAACAAUUAUGUCAGAUACAUGUUGUUAAAUUUGAAAAAAAUGUUUUAUUACAUCACAUCAAAUAAAGUUUAUUUGUAGCUGUAAUAAAGUAACUUAAGUAAUUGUUUUUAAUAAAAGGUCUGAUGUCAUACAUGUUAUUCUACAAAGGAUGGUGGGGGUGGGGUGCAUACUCUGAGCUUGCGCUUGCUUGCUAAAACUCUAACAGGUACCUGGGGAUGAUGGUGCACACCUAUAAUCCUAACACACAGGAAGCAGAGGCAGGAGGAUCUCAAGUUUGAAGACAGUCUGAGUUUACAUCUAGAGGCAUUUUCAAAAAAAUUCCUAGAAAAUAAUUGACAGGUUUAUCCUAAAUUACAUUUCAAUGUAGAAACUUAUCUAUUUAGUAAUUUAAAAAAAUUGAAUAAAAAAAGUGUUUGUUGAUUUGAU